AUGCCACGGAAUUCCAAAGCGAAAGAUGCAAAGGCGAUGAAACAAACGAAACUGUUCGAAAAACAGGAACUCUCAUCUACUGUUCAGUACCCAAGCCCUUCACCAUCAAAGGGGGUAACUCGUACUGGAGCUCCUGCAAAACGAAAACGUAAGGCAACUACGCAAGAUUCCUCCUCUUCAGAUGAAAUCUCUAGAAUCAAAAUGGCACCCCCAACCCAACCUGCCGUAGUUGAGAUAUCAAGUGAUGACGAUGAAUCAACAAGUAAUCCUCUACCGCCCAAAUCCUCCCACAACAAACGACACAUUCAGUUGAGCAGUUCAAGUGAAAACCCAAGUGAAAGCGAAGACGAUGUUCAGCCCAUCAGAAAACGGUUACGUAGAAAGGCAUCUCUCGAUACCAAUUCGGAGUCACCAGUUGACGCCAGACCAUCCAAGAAAUCAGGCCGUUUGCGUCGAUUAGGCUCUUCGGAGCGAGCGUCAUCUUCUAGCGACGACUUGAAAGAACUCGCAGAAGAAGUUGAAGAAGAAAGAAUAUUGAACACUCGACUUCGUAUCAGAGAUAAGACAGUAUUUCAGAAGAAUCUCGACAAAUUAAAAAGGCGCAAGCUUAAACUUGAAGCUAGUGAGGAGGACGAGGAAGUGGAAGAGGAGGUAGAUGCUUCCCAGCCGCUGAAGGGCGCAAAGCCUUCAGCAGAAUACGAUGAAUAUUCAGACGGCGAUAAUUCGCAAUCCAGUUUUAUUGUUGAAGACGAAGGGACUGUCGAAUUGCCUGCUGAAUUUAGCAUGGAGACCCAUCAAGAUUUGUCGCAUCAAUUUAAAAAGAUAUUUCAGUUUUUUGUGGUCAGAAGAAAGCUAUCCGGGCUAAGAGAUUCCCUCGUGGCGUCUUCGGUCUGGCGGCCUGAAUUCAUUGAACACCUUAAGAAAUAUCCUACAUUCGAAUUAGUCUCUCUAGAUUUCGCAAUACCAGCCUGCGACGCAUGUCACCUCGGCGGAAGAAUGUCGACACUCUUAGGUCGUCUUACAGGAUCUCCAUAUAACCGUUCAGGCUUCGUCGAGCAAAAACCACGUCGUUCGGAGGCAGCCAAAUGUAAGGAAUAUCACCUCGGUCGUUUCUGUGCCAAAAGAACGCGAGUGUAUCACGAAUUUUCUCAUUGGGAACAUUCUCUCUUUCAUCGCAUCCUUCAGGAAAUUGAUGCGCUUCACAAUGCUACGUCAUCGCGAAGCUUUCACACUAUAGGCUUUUCAGGAGCUAGAGCACCUCCCGACGACAUUUCAGAUGCAGAUGGCGUGUGCGACUGGCUCGAUGACCGAAAAAUAAUCGAUACGGAGUGGCAAAAAAUCAAGAACAUGAUGGAAAGUGCUCGGCAACUUGAACUCGAUAAAGGCAGAGACGUCGAUGAUUAA
Psilocybe cubensis is the source of this 1404-nucleotide messenger RNA. RefSeq lists its product as uncharacterized. The transcript has 6 exons. NCBI's taxonomy places the organism in Eukaryota, Fungi, Basidiomycota, Agaricomycetes, Agaricales, Agrocybaceae. The record is from RefSeq and is a predicted model, not a curated record. Gene Ontology annotation, cellular component: nucleus. The coding region runs from base 1 to 1404 and encodes 467 amino acids.